AUGGAUCGUAGUCCUGCUCCUGUCAUCUCUGCCAAUGUGCCACCUCAGCGUGCAGCCGAGUUGGCCACGCUCGCCCCGUUCUCCCGAGUUCGGCGCAGCGAAAGAUCGACCCUGCAGCUCUCGGUGCGUCCCUCGACUGCUUCCGCCGCUCUGGCCAAUCGUAGCCACCUGCCAGAGGCCAAGGUAGAGGCCAACAAUCUAGGCGACCGCAACGACGCUGUUGAGUUGCGCGAUCGAAUUGUCAACCUCAGGGUCACCCGGACCAGUGCCGUCGCUGUUGAUCAGUUCGCUGACGAGGAAGAUCAGGAAGAGGCUUGGUCGACUCAGUCCUUGUGCUCAGACUCCUCGACCGCAAGCAACGAUUCUUCGGUCACUCUGAUCGCCAGAGUCGUCAACGCCGAGCACUGCAACUCGGUCCUUGCAGUCCCAUCAGUCCAGCCCGACAACUCGGCUCGCCCUGGGGUGUGUCUACAGCUACGACUUGGAGAAAAGGUGUACAGAUGUCCAGUGCCACAGUGCAUCGCCAUACAUGUUGUGUAUGAUUCCCGUGAAGAUCUCAAGCGUCACAUCCGAAAGAGGCACAAUCUACAGAAGCCCCGUGGUUAA
Molecule: messenger RNA, 606 nt
Organism: Sporisorium graminicola
Lineage: Eukaryota; Fungi; Basidiomycota; Ustilaginomycetes; Ustilaginales; Ustilaginaceae
Exons: 1
Coding region: 1-606 (201 amino acids)
Source: RefSeq, a predicted model, not a curated record